UCUUUUGAACUGCUUAAACUGGAAAGAAAAAAAUACUAUAAUUUGACGAAAUGGAAACAAACGACGCUCUAACAAACCAAAAUUCUCUUCUAGAGCUAGACUAGAUUCAUUCAUUUAUUCUUUUUCGCACCGAUCUUUUGUACAAUAUAAAGAGUAAAAGAGAACAAAACCAUUCUGUUAAGAAGUGUUCACCAUGAUGGAAAGUUUUCGACAUAUUUAUGUACGUCUUUGUAAAGAUCAUCAUAUUGACCCACAAGACUGUGUUCUGGAAAAACUCAAAAGCUUGGAAGUUGGGUCCAAGAGUAAAGCUGUCCUUGACCUUUCCACCAAUAGCCUCACCCCUAAAACCUGUUGUGUUCUUGGAAAAGCUCUGGCAUCAGACAGAACCUUUGUUGAAAUUAAAUUUGCUGAUUGCAUGCUGGCAGAAGAUGCCAUUAAAGGUCUUGCUCAAGGACUUGCAUACAACACAUUUUGUAAGAAACUGGACUUAAAGGGAAACAAUAUACAUGCCGCAGGAACUGAAGCCAUUGGUAAGAUGUUACGCCAGAACAAAUCUUUAGUCAGCCUAUGUUUGGAAUGGAAUGGUAUGGGGAUGCUAGACAACUCAUUUGCUGUGUUCUGUGAGGGAUUGGGUUCGAAUACAGCAUUAAGAGCCCUGGACUUGCGCAAUAACCAAAUCAGCCAUGACAGCGUAUCAGAGUUGGCAGCUGCUCUAAAACGUAACGUUCAUUUACGGGCCCUUGAUUUGCGAUGGAACAACUGUGGCUUGUUAGGUGGGCGUGCUCUGCUGGAGAUGCUACAAAGUAAUAAAACGAUUAGUCGUCUUGAAUUAGCAGGAAAUAAUGUGCCAACAGAUAUUUCAAAAUCCAUAGAGACAGCAGUACAAAAUAAUGCUGAUAGACAGGUCAUUAUUGAUGAGAACCUCAAGAGAACACAAACAAUGUCUCAACACAUCAGAGAGUUGGAGCUGGAUAAAAAACUACAGGUCAAUGAACUACUCACCUCUCUAGAUAAUCAACAAGAAAUCCACAGGAAAUCUCAUAGAUUUUCUACUGAGAAAAUUGGAAAUCUUCAGCUAGCUCUAGAAGAACGCAAAGGUGCUUUUAACUCUUUGGCUGCAAAAUUGUCAAUGGCAGAAACAGAGUUGGCCUUAUCUGAACAAAAAGUUAAUGAAUACAACUCUUCUUUGAACAGACUUAAAGUAGAAAUGCAAGAGUUGGCAGCUAAUCAUGUGACUGAGAUGCGCAAAGAGAAAGAAGACAGAGCUAAUGAAGAAUUGAAAUACUUAAAAGAAAUUUCUGAGACACAAGAUAAAAAUAUGCAACUACAAAAUAAAGUUGAAGACCUCGAGAGAAAAUGUCGGCAACAACAAGAACAAAUCUACGACUUGAAAGAACAAGUAACACACCUUCAGUCGGAGCUGACGAUGAAAGGCUCACAAUAUGAAGAAAGAAUAACCCAAGAAAAACUUAGACAGAAGGAAGCUAUGAGAGACUUUGAACAGUAUAAACAAAAGGAGAUGAUUCACAUGAAACAAGAGAGUGAAGACAUGGAGAAAAUUCUCCGAGACAGAAUUUCUAAGCUGGAGUCUCAGAGGCUGGACAUGGAAGAAGAAAUCAGUCGUCUUAAGUCGACCAAUGUCUCAGACAAACUGAAUGCGGAGGAACAGUUGCAAACACUGAAGCACAGACUUAAGUCAGAAGAGGAACAGCGGCAUGUUCAGCUGGAAGAGAAAAUUCGAGUUCUACAAACCAGUAGAGAUGAACUACAGAGUCUGACCAAUCAGCAGGUAGCAACCAUUUCACAAUUACAACAUAAAAAUAGCAAUCUACAGAUGGAAGUUGACAAUCUUCGACGUCAGAUGGAGGAAUUGAAUCAAGAGCUAGCACAGAAAAAUAAUUACACAAUGGCUGAAGUUGGUAAGGUCAAAGCUGAACUGAACAAAUUACAGAACAAACUUGAUCAAGAGAGAUCAGUUCAAUCAGAGAUGAGAGAAAAACUGGCCACUGUCGACAGUCAGAUGUCUGAACAAAUGUUAAAACAUCGCAGACAAAUGGAAGAAAAAGAGAAAGAAGUGGUGCUCUUGGAAGAAAAGUUGAAAGGUCGGGAGCUGGAGCUUGUACGUCUUCGAGAGGAAGAAGCUCAAAGGGUGCAAGUUUUACAGUCAGCCAUCUUGAAUUAUGUCGGCAAACAGGGCACGUCUUCCAGGUGAAGCUAGGUCUGCCGCUAAGUCCUUAAUUGUUAAAAAAAAGCUUUCGUACAAAUUCAUAACAUGUCAUCACUCACUUCCAGUUGGAGACUUGUAUCAUAACUUUCUGUAUAAAAGGUGUAGUAUACACCAUUCCAGCCUCAAUGUUUUUGUGACUUAGCAACUCGAUUUUCAUAUACAAAUCAGUGAUAUUUUUUUUUCUUUUGGAUUCACUAGAAGGGAAAACAAUUUUGAUAGUUCACUUAUAACUUGAUCCUUUUGCCAGAACUUAGUAUAACACUGGAAAUUUUUUUUUUUUCCUAUCUAUAUAUAGUGUGUACAUUUUUAUAUCUUUAUAUAUUUAUAUAAAAAAAAUUGUUUGUAUUGAAUUUAUAUUUCUAAAAGUCUAUUUAGCUAGUCAUUACAAUGAUUGGAUAGUUAGUUGGAGUGUGUUAUUAAAUGUGAAUGUAUGUUUGUCACUUCAUGAAUUUUUUUUUUUUUUUUAUUUAGGGUAACAAAAUAUUUUGCAUCUUCCAUUUUUAUCACCCAGAUAUUUGUUUUAGGUUUAGGGCCACAUUGCUUGCUGGGUUUAAUGGCAGUAAGUGUAGCUCUAUAUAAUGAAAUACAAUGAACAAAAAUUAGAUUAAUUUGUGGAUGUAGAGAAAUUAGAGGAAUGGCUUGCCUGCUUGUGUGGUAUGUUCUUCAGACUGUCAUCACAAUGGUUCUGAUUAGGAACCAUAACCCCAGAUUAGGAACCAUAACCCCAGAUUAGGAACCAUAACCCCAGAUUAGGAACCAUAUCCCCAGAUUAGGAACCAUAACCCCAGAUUAGGAACCAUAUUUCCUGUCACCGUACAAGAAGUGUGGGCUAGGAUGUAAUAAUCUUCAUUUCUGAAGGAAUGUCCAAAACUUAUAAAAACAGAACAAAAAAACACCAGGAGUUAUUCUGUCCCUUUGAAUUCAAAACACUUUUUUUUUGCCAGAGUUGCUUCUCUCUUUCCAACCAAUUUUACUUGCCUUCCAUGAUUCCAAUAGUUUCUACUUAUUGUAUUUUCUGAGGGUCACUGUGUUGUUAGCACGUGUGUUGAGAGGUCAAGGUUAGGGUAAAAGGAAUGUCACAACCCUUUUAGCUACAAAAUGUAAGAAAACUCUUUUGCUAAAUGAUAAAAAAUCUCCAAGAAGACUAUCAAUUGCUUAGUCUAGUUAUUUUUUUCAUUUGACUCUGACUUCAGCUUGCUUUUCUUUCUGGUUAAGCUUCCAUAGAUUUGAUCAUCCAAGAUCAUCUGCAAGGGACCAGUUGUUAAGUUUGGGAAUCGUCUCUUCUAAAUGAGUUACUAUCCCUAGCUCAUCUCCUCAGGUUCAUUGAACUGAACAGGUUUUGUCAAAAUUCUUAAUAUUUCUGUUUAUAGAGAUUGUUUUGAGGUGGAAACAGCUGUGUUGGAUUUGAUGUGCAAAGAUGCUAUAACAAUCAACAUUUCAAAGCUUUUCAUUGUUUGCAUGAAAACAAAAUAAAUAAAAAGUAAUACAUACAGUAUGGAAUGCAUAUUCAAGUUUGUGAACUCAGAUGAAUUGUCAUUAAAAACAUAUUCUAGAAAUUCUCAAUUUUAACAGUCUUUGGUUCAGGGGAAGCAGACACUGUCUUAUUGGUGAAUACUCUGCAGUGCCUGCACCCUCCAAAUUCGCCAUGACUAUUUAGACCAAGGAAACUGUGUAACAUAUCUUGUAUGAGUCUCCAUGACUCCGAGAGUUAAGGGAGGCUAUAAAGCACUACACCAUAUGACCAGUUUCUUACCAGAGCACUAAGGGAGGUGUAGUCCUUCCUUUUCUGUCACCAAUCAGAGUUAUCUCAGGUUUACGGGAAGCAAUCUGUGAUAUUUAGAUCUAUUAUUAUUUUAUUAUUGAUAUUAUCAUUUGUUCUAUGCUAUUCUUCCUAAGUAAAACCAAGAUCAAUCUCUUCCUAAGUUUCAGUACAAAACAAAGACCAUAAAAUUGUCUAAACAUCUUCCCUGCACUACUCUUGGCAUUAAACUUGAAUCAAGUUGAACUGCUGAGCAGUAGCAGGCUUCUCAUAUGUACUAGAUCUAAUCAUUUCAGUUGAUACACUGCAUACGUUUGAUGAAAUGAUUAAAGAAAGAAGUUAACACUGAAUUGAACUCUCCAUUCUGAAAGUUUAAUUAUGUUGUGAAUGUAAUCUUAACUCUUUCACAUAACAAAUUUUGAUUGACUUAGGAUCAAAUAUAGUCUGCAAAAUUCAUAUUAUCAUAUUAUACACAAUAAAAAAAAUACUGAUUGUCAUUC
Biomphalaria glabrata is the source of this 4486-nucleotide messenger RNA. Its product is annotated as leucine-rich repeat-containing protein 45-like. NCBI's taxonomy places the organism in Eukaryota, Metazoa, Mollusca, Gastropoda, Planorbidae. Gene Ontology annotation, cellular component: centrosome. The record is from RefSeq and is a predicted model, not a curated record. Gene Ontology annotation, molecular function: protein binding. The transcript has 18 exons. The coding region runs from base 194 to 2212 and encodes 672 amino acids.